Molecule: messenger RNA, 231 nt
Organism: Phytophthora nicotianae INRA-310
Lineage: Eukaryota; Oomycota; Peronosporomycetes; Peronosporales; Peronosporaceae
Exons: 1
Coding region: 1-231 (76 amino acids)
Source: RefSeq, a predicted model, not a curated record
AUGCUGAACCCGGUGUACACGCCACCUCUGUCGCACGAGUUAUCGAUGAUGUUAUUAUCGGACAGCUACCAAGACGCUAUGAUGGUAAUGCAGCGCGCUCUACGAGAUUCUUCGGCUCUUACCGUUGGAGUUGAGGGAGCAACAAACAUGCUGUCACGUAGUCUAUCGAAUGCCAUUGUUCACGAUUGUGGUGAAGUGCUUUCAAGAACUGAGAAGAUGGAGCAUGAUUAA